This is a messenger RNA of Mesocestoides corti, 927 nucleotides long. NCBI's taxonomy places the organism in Eukaryota, Metazoa, Platyhelminthes, Cestoda, Cyclophyllidea, Mesocestoididae. The record is from the annotation of a GenBank genome assembly.
AUGCUAAUCCCGACAGCGAAUGAAUGGCAGCGGCAGUGGACGGAACGAAAUCGAAAGCGCACACGAUUUCUGACCAUCCUUUUGUACUUUUUAGUCGGAAUUAAUUUUAUGCACAUAAUUCUCCUCUUUGUGUGCCUUUUUUACAAUGUUUACAGGCAUUCCUGGAUCCAGAGGCACACAUUACCUACGACACAGGACAACUAUGAGGAGGACGCCUUACACUUCCUGACUGAUUGCGUUGCCAUCUAUCCAGAAUAUUCUGGUGUACAAGACUGGUACACUAUAGAGUUCCUUCCCUAUGCUGCCCUUCCGAGAAAACGAGCCUAUUUUGCUAUGCCCGUCCACAUCGCCACCUUUCAGGAAUGCUACAAUGCCUUCUGGCUAGGUGUUCAUCCGUCAAAACGCAAAUUUGUUCAUGGUCAAUUGCGAUUUUUUGGGCACACCGCAAGCGCCAACUGCCUUCAACUGGGCCAGGGCAAGGCUGCAAGGACGGCCACAGUUAUGAACUGCCUUACACUGAGCUUUCACUUCCAGUUAAGUGCUGCAGCCAACUUUUCCGGAAUGGAAUGUGGAAAUUGUCAUAAACCACCAAUUCCUGUUGUAGCUUACAUAGGAGGUCGUGGCAUGUUAUACCAUCAACCAAAGCUGAUUUCACCUCAACUUGCAUCGGAUUUGGGUGUGCUAUAUGUUGUGAUCCAUUAUCGCUUGGGAAUAUUUGGUUUUGGGGACUUUGGAACACAGGACUAUGGACCAAAUCACGCUGUAGAAGACGUGCGGAAGGCUUUACAGUGGCUCCAUGAUAACGCGAGAAUGUUCGGGGGCGCUGCGAAGGAUCUUACACUCAUCGGGGAAGAUUCCGGAGCUUCGAUCGCACUUGCUGUGUCAGCCGAUAGACAUGUCUCAACUGAAGAAAAAAAUUCCACGUAA